GUCACCAGAAGAUCAUGAUCGACUUCACGCAGAUUUUGUCGGCCGUCGGCGAAUUUGGCGCGUUUCAGAAGCGCUUAUUGGUGGCGGUGUGUCUCCCCAACAUUUUUACCGCCUUCCACAUGUUCGGCCAGGUGUUCACCGCCAUCAGUUUCCCUCACCACUGCAACAGCAGCUGGAUCCUCCGACAGGCUCCAAAUCUCACCGAGGAAAAGCAGCUGAACCUCACCGUCCCGCUGGACAGCAAAGGACAGUAUGAGAGCUGUAGGAUGUUCACACCUGUAGAGAUAGAUAUUGAGGAUAUUGAACAUAAUGGAAUAAACACGACUACAUCGUGCAUUGAUGGAUGGGUUUAUAAGGCACCAAAAGACAGCAGCACACUUAUAACUGAGUUUGACCUGGUGUGUGAAAAUAAAGUUUACAGUGAGGCUUCUCAGUCCAUCUACAUGGCUGGUCUUCUUGUUGGAGCCCUAUUGUUUGGGCCAAUGGCAGACAAGUACGGCCGGCGGUUUGCCACACUGCUUUCCUUGUUUCUGCAGUUUCUGUCUGGAGUGGGAGUUGCAUUUUCCCCAAACAUCUAUGUCUACAUUGUCCUCCGUUUUGUUGUUGGCACCACAAUAUCCGGCAUCUCUAUCAACACAUUUGUUCUGGGUACUGAGUGGUGUGGUUCAGCCAAGCGGGCCCUUUUUACCAUAUUAUCGCACUGCUUUUUUGCCAUUGGUCUGAUGUUGCUGUCUGGUGUGGCCUAUGGGAUUCGAAACUGGAGGGUUUUACAACUAGUUUUGUCAGCGCCAGUUGGGCUUUUCUUCAUCUAUUACUGGAUUCUCCCUGAGUCUGCGAGAUGGCUUCUGACUCAAGGCAAACUAGACAGUGCCAAGAAAGAGAUCCUCAAAGCUGCCCGAAUCAAUAGGAGGAACGUGCCUGAAAAUCUGCUUGACAAGAUGGAAGCAGAGAACACAGCCAAAUCAAGCACCAUGAUAGACCUGUUCCGAGUGGGUUACCUGAGAAAGAGAGCUCUCAUUAUGUGCUAUAUGUGGUUUGUGACUUCACUGGUUUAUUAUGGAGUCAGCUUGAAUGUGGGGAACUUCGGCCUGGACAUUUACCUGACUCAACUCAUCUUUGGCAUGGCAGAGUUUCCUGCACGCUUGUCCUGCUUUCCUCUCAUUCAGCGCUUUGGACGGAGGAUUUGCCAAAGUGUCGUUUUGCUGCUAGGAGGCACAGCCUGCCUGAUUAUUCCUGCUAUUCCAGCGAAAUAUCCUGUAAUUGUGACUGUGAUUGCUGUAAUUGGGAAGUUUUCACUUGCUGCCUCCUUCUCCAUUGUAUACGUGUACACCGCUGAGCUCUACCCAACAGUUGUGAGGCAGAAUGGGGUGGGCCUGAAUUCCAUGUGUGCCCGUGUGGCUGGUAUUCUGGCUCCUCUGAUUGGCUUGUUGGACGUUUAUCAUCAUGCCAUUCCUAUGGUCAUAUACGGCUCUCUGCCUUUUGUUGGAGGAGCUUUGACCUUCCUGCUUCCAGAAACACUGAACACUGACCUACAGGACCACACAGAUAUCCCUGCAGAUGACAGCACGGGAUCAAAAAAAGCCAGUAUUGAAAAUGGACUGAUUCAGGAGCAAGAAAUGGCUCUCAGGAGCACAAAAUUAUGAGGUUUAUACUGCUGUUUAUGCAAAUGAUAGCUUUCAUCAAUAAGUGUGAAUGAGUCAAAUCAAACUUCUCAUGUUUUCAGGUUUACCCUUCCUGCAGCAAGCAUCAUGUUUGUAAAGUUUUAUUGAUUUAAAUGAAUUUGUACUUUUUUAUCUUUUUAAUACAAAAAAGUAAACAUCAGUGAUAUAUUUAUGAUAUAUGAGUGUUUUUAUUUAGUACUCUUCAGAUGAAAAAAAUGAAUUUAUUAAUAGGCACCAACGAAAUUUGGUAAUGUAUUUAUAACUUCUGCAAUUAACUUCAGCAA
Danio aesculapii is the source of this 1945-nucleotide messenger RNA. RefSeq names its product solute carrier family 22 member 13b (gene slc22a13b). Bases 15 to 1643 code for a protein of 542 amino acids. Gene Ontology annotation, biological process: transmembrane transport. The record is from RefSeq and is a predicted model, not a curated record. Gene Ontology annotation, cellular component: membrane. Gene Ontology annotation, molecular function: transmembrane transporter activity. NCBI's taxonomy places the organism in Eukaryota, Metazoa, Chordata, Actinopteri, Cypriniformes, Danionidae. The transcript is spliced from 10 exons.